UUUGUCUACAAGGUGCAUUGAAUGCUCAAAAUUUACUGUGAAACUGAAAGGAGUAUGAAAAUGUGUUUUCACUUAAAAUCCCAUCAGACAAAUUUCAUUGACAGUUUGGAAGCUUCAAUAUAUAACCCAAAUUGCGAGCAGUUAAAUGUAACCUACAUUCGUCUGCACACAAUACCUACCGGCAUACUAAAGUCAAGCAUAACUAAUGAGCUUGUGAAAAACAGAAAAUGAUAAUUAUGUCUAGGAUCUUGACGUCUCCUUGCUUUGCACAACAGCAUUUCUUGCCGACGCAAACAUAUUUUUGUGUCGUAUUUUAUGAGUGCGUCCCUCUGUCAUAAGCGAGCCAGGCUUAUGCAGUGUACAUUGAACACUUAAAUUGUACGGCGUACGACUUUAUGUAGUGGUUUACAUCGAGGCAAUUAACACACGAGUUUAUUGUGGCUACGACAGAACAAGGAUGCAGAACAGGCGUGCGAGCGUAGCGCAGGUCAGACACAUCGUUCAAGCAAUGGCGGUCACAAAGGAUCCAUUCACUCAUUAUGUUUCCUGCUGGCUUUGUGGCUUAUUAAUACUGAAUCUACACUGUCUUCCCGUUAUUUCACAAGAAAACGCGACGGAGACAGCUACAGAAACCACAUUCGCCAUAUUAUCCUCAACAGAAACGAAUUACACGGGUGACGCAACUAUGACAUCACUUACUAUUAAUUCUACCACUGAGCCAAGAGAAGUUCAAACUGAAAUGGUUACAGAUCUGGUGACAGCGUUGGCGAACGCCACAACGGCCCAAGAAGAAUUUCAAACAAACUUGCUGACAGUGGAGGGAACGGAGCUGCAGAACACGACAGUAUUCCAAGAGGAAAACGCGACGGAGACAGCUACAGAAACCACAUUCGCCAUAUUAUCCUCAACAGAAACGAAUUACACGGGUGACGCAACUAUGACAUCAUUGACUAUUAAUUCUACCACUGAGCCAAGAGAAAGUCAAACUGAAAUUAUUACAGAUCUGGUGACAGCGUUGGCAAACGCCACAACGGCCUAUGAAAAAUUUCAAACAAACUUGCUGACAGUGGAGGGAAUGGAGCUACAGAACACGACAGUAUUCCAAGAGGUAAACCAGACCACUCAACCGUCACGAAAUGUUACAGACACAAUGACGAUGACGAUGGAAGUUACAGGUGACGAUAACGAUAACACUUCCCUUUCCGCAAAUGUAACGGAGGACUUCCCGCCUCUUGGCACAGUGGUCGUACCAGCAACAAUCGUUCUAUCAACCCCCGAUCUGUUCAAUCCAUCCAGGGCACCGACUCCUCUAAUCAGUCCUAUCAUUCCAGUCUUGAUAUUCGCCGGUCUUCUUUUCCUAAUGACUAUUAUGAUAUUCAUCGUUUUAUAUACAAAAUCAAGAAAAAAGCGGAGCAUAUCGACCUAUAACCUUACUCCAGCCGCAAAUGGGAAUUCCUCCCAAAUCGGCUACCGUAACACGGCCUACGAACAAGGCGAUGUCGCCAACGACAUAGACGUCGAAUGCAGCAUGCAGGAAAUACGGCUGGAAGGAAAGCCUAGGAACGAAAAUAUUUUACAGAACUAUGAAGGCUUUGAAGAAGAACUGACGCCACUUUAACGAGGUGUGGCUUCCGAGUGACCUGUUUUGGGUGAUGCUGGAAGCUUUGAUGGUAAUUAUAGAGUCAAUUGUAUGCUUCACAACUUUGCAACCUUCUUUUUUUAAAACGUUGGACGAGACGCUACGAGAGCUGCAAGUGUAGCUUAUACAUGUACAAAAACUCUGGGAUUUUGUACCCGUGCUUUGUCAGGGACAAGUAUAAGUCACAUUUAUUUGAUGGUACCUAAGAAAUGUGGUCAAGUAUUCUGAACAUCUCACCGUGAGAAAGUUUUUAUGCGCAAAGUCCAUCUGCAAAAGUGCACGUAGGGAUUCAUCCCUGUAUCUGUGUGCACAAGUCUAUAGUGUCCAUCACUAGCAAAUCAAAGAUGCAGACACUUUUUUGUUCCAUUUAAAAGGAAUGGAUUCGAAUUCGAAGGUCUGGAAGAAUUCCUUUACAUUCUUUUGAAGGCCCUCGCGUAAUUGCAAUUUUCCAUGGGUAAUGAUAAAUAUUAACUCACUUGUAUCAUUUGGCUACGUACAUUUUACUAGUUAUGAAAUGUCUUUUAAAGUAGCCAGAGUACAAAUGAACUACACAAAAAAGGCAAUUUAUAGAGGUCCGUUUUAUUUGCAUGCACGCUGAUCCUUACAGCGCCUCGCAUAGUUUGGCUUACUCAUUGUAUUGUAUUUAAUAGCCGUCGACAGGGCGUCAAGGUUUGCUUACGUAGUAAGCUGGUGGAGGUAUGAAACAAUCCUACAUAUGCAGCAAGGUACGAGACGGAGAGAACCCCCUCCCUGCUUUGUGUUGGUCAUUGUCUCGCAGGAAU
Acanthaster planci (crown-of-thorns starfish) is the source of this 2421-nucleotide messenger RNA. RefSeq lists its product as uncharacterized. The record is from RefSeq and is a predicted model, not a curated record. NCBI's taxonomy places the organism in Eukaryota, Metazoa, Echinodermata, Asteroidea, Valvatida, Acanthasteridae.